CUUUGUCCCGUGGCCCUCUGCCUAUAAAAACGGGAAACCCCACCGCUACCCUACGCCGCGCCAUCUGUACUAGUGAUCAAAUCAAAUCCUUCGUAUAAACCAAAAGCAAACAGACCCGAGAGAGCUCCAAACUCAGAGCACCGGUGGAGAGCAUCAAUGGCCAACGAGUUGAUUCUGCUGGACACAUGGGUGAGCCCGUUCGGGAUGCGGGUCAGGAUCGCUCUACGCGAGAAGGGGAUCAAGUUCGAGUACAAGGAAGAAGAUUUGACGAACAAGAGCGAUCUGCUGCUGAAGAUGAACCCGAUUCACAAGAAGAUCCCGGUUCUCAUUCACAACGGGAAGCCCGUCCGCGAGUCUGGCAUCAUCGUUCAGUACGUGGAUGAGGUUUGGCACGACAAGGCUCCAUUGCUGCCUUCUGAACCUUACCCCAGAGCUCAGGCUAGGUUCUGGGCUGAUUUUGUCGAUAAGAAGAUCUACGAUACAGGGAGGAAGAUCUGGACAACAAAAGGGGACGAGCAGAAGUCAGCCACAGAGGAGUUCAUAGGGUACCUGAAAACACUGGAAGCAGAGCUGGGAGACAAGCCGUAUUUCGGAGGGGAGAAGCUUGGCUAUGUGGAUGUGACAAUGAUACCAUUCUACUCAUGGUUCCAUGCCUAUGAAGUCAGUGGCAACUUCAGCAUUGAAUCAAACUGCCCCAAGCUGAUGGCAUGGGCCAAGAGGUGCAUGCAGCACGAGAGCGUGUCGAAAACCCUUCCAGACCCCAAGAAAGUCUAUGAGUUCAUCCUGCAGCUGAAGAAGAGGCUUGGAAUUGAGGCCAGGAUCGCUCUAGCCGAAAAGGGAAUCAAGCACGAGCACAGGGAAGAAGAUUUGGGGAACAAGAGCGAUCUGCUGUUGAAGAUGAACUCGAUUCACAAGACGAUCCCGGUUCUGAUUCACAACGGGAAGCCCGUCUGCGAGUCUAACAACAUCGUUCAGUACCUGGACGAAGUUUGGCACGAUAAGUCCCCAUUGUUGCCCUCUGAUCCUUACCUCAAGGGUCAAGCUAGGUUCUGGGCUGAUUUCGUCGAUAGGAAGGUUCGUUCAUCCGUUUUUGUUUGCUCUGUCUCCCUUUCGAUUCGGUAUCCUUGUAGGAUAAGUCUUUCUGGGUUUAUGGGUUGA
Molecule: messenger RNA, 1158 nt
Organism: Linum tenue
Lineage: Eukaryota; Viridiplantae; Streptophyta; Magnoliopsida; Malpighiales; Linaceae
Source: the annotation of a GenBank genome assembly